Molecule: messenger RNA, 1353 nt
Organism: Ipomoea triloba (trilobed morning glory)
Lineage: Eukaryota; Viridiplantae; Streptophyta; Magnoliopsida; Solanales; Convolvulaceae
Product: ATP-dependent Clp protease proteolytic subunit 5, chloroplastic
Exons: 9
Coding region: 141-1034 (297 amino acids)
Biological process (GO): protein quality control for misfolded or incompletely synthesized proteins
Cellular component (GO): endopeptidase Clp complex
Molecular function (GO): ATP-dependent peptidase activity; ATPase binding; serine-type endopeptidase activity
Source: RefSeq, a predicted model, not a curated record
UAGUGUCUUCAUCGCGAGUAAUCCUUGCUUGCUCCAACACUCUACUCCCAAACUCCUUCAAAGCCUCCGCCACACCACUGCUCCGCAACUGAGAAACUUUCGAAAACAAAUCAAAGCUUUCUCUCUCUAAAAGCAAGGAAAUGGCUCAUUCAUGUAUGGCCACAACUUCUUCAAUCUCGAAAUUCAACUACCCAAUCUUCUCCUCCGAUUCUUAUUCCUCAGAACGCCGCUGCCUUCUCUCUCUCCCGUUUAAACCCCUUCCAUUAAGGAAAUUGAAUGCUGUUGGGAAAGUGAAGAGUCGUGGUAAUACUGGCACGGCGAAGGCUGUGUAUACCGAAGCGGAUUGGGAUUCAGUGAAUGUUUCGAGAAGUGGGGUUUGGUCUAUCAGAGAUGAUUUGGAAGUUCCCACGUCACCGUAUUUUCCUGUAUAUGCACGGGGUCAGGGGCCACCUCCAAUGGUGCUAGAGAGAUUCCAGAGUGUGAUUAGUCAGCUCCUCCAAUUUAGGAUUAUUCGAUGUGGUGGAGCAGUUGAUGAUGAUAUGGCAAACAUUAUUGUGGCACAGCUCCUUUAUCUUGAUGCAAUAGAUCCCACUAAGGAUAUUGUUAUGUAUGUCAACUCUCCAGGAGGAUCAGUUACAGCAGGUAUGGCCAUUUUCGAUACCAUGCGGCACAUCAGACCUGAUGUCUCCACAGUUUGUGUUGGACUUGCAGCAAGUAUGGGUGCUUUUCUUCUCAGUGCUGGCACCAAAGGGAAAAGAUACAGCUUGCCAAACUCUAGGAUAAUGAUUCACCAGCCUCUUGGUGGUGCACAAGGUUCACAAUCUGAUUUAGAGAUACAGGGUAAUGAAAUGCUUCAUCAUAAAGCUAAUCUGAAUGGAUAUCUUGCAUACCAUACUGGUCAGAGCCUCGAAAGGAUUAAUCAAGACACAGAUCGCGAUUACUUCAUGAGUGCAAAGGAAGCUAAAGAAUAUGGGCUCAUAGAUGGUGUCAUCAUGAAUCCAAUGAAAGCCCUUCAACCACUUCCCGCAGCUUAAUUCUUGCCUGUUGUGCAUCAUACCGUUGUCACAUGACUACAACCCAAUGGGGUCGUGGUUCCUUAACAGGCUUGAUAUGGUGCCAGUUUAGAUUACAGUGGGAAUGAUGAUUUGUACACAGAUUUUAGCAUCAAAAUUUUCUUACUCCACUAAAUAGGAAUAUUCUGCAAACCUGAGUAUUUUGUGUACUUGACUUGCGGUUUCCAUUUUGACAAUCUAGUUGUUACUAGUCUCUUGUUUUCUUGCACCAUGAUAAUUCUUCUAUCCAUCAUAUUGGACUGUGCUUACUGUUUCUAAUGGCAAGUAGAUUGUGUUUUGA